This is a messenger RNA of Acanthosepion pharaonis, 906 nucleotides long. The record is from the annotation of a GenBank genome assembly. Lineage: Eukaryota; Metazoa; Mollusca; Cephalopoda; Sepiida; Sepiidae.
AUGCUUUUCAAUUUCUUUCUUUUCUUUUGGAAGCAAAGACGCAAGAAGACAACAAAAUUUCUUCCAAACAAAACGGCGAUUUACAGCAAACCGAACAGCAAUCAGUACGUCGUUUUUAUUGCCUUUUUUAAAAAUAUUCUUUUUACACAUGACCUAUUAUCCCUCUCGUUCUUCCUCUCUUUAUCUAUCUAUCUAUCUAUCUAUCUAUCUAUCUAUCUAUCUAUCUAUCUAAGGCUGUUCAUUUCUAUCUAUCUAUCUAUCUAUCUAUCUAUACCACUCUGUUCAUACCUAUCUCUUUGUAUCUAUUUAAGUCUGUUGACUUCUCUUCCAUUGUCUGUUUGUCUCCUGUUCAUAUCUAUCUAUUUCAGUCUGUUCAUAUCUAUCUAUCUAUCUAUCUAUCUAUCUAUCUAUCUAUCUAUCUAUCUAUCUAUUUCAGUCUGUUCAUAUCUAUCUAUCUAUCUAUCUAUUUCUGUCUGUCUCUCUUUCUCAGCCUGUUCAUAUCUAUCUAUCUAUCUAUCUAUCUAUCUAUCUAUCUAUCUAUCUAUCUAUCUAUGUCUGUCUGUCUCUCUAUCUCAGUCUGUUCAUAUCUAUCUAUCUAUCUAUCUAUCUAUCUAUCUAUCUAUCUAUCUCUUUCUGUCUGAUUAUUAUCUAUCUAACGAUCGAUCUAUCGUUCUAUCUAUUUUAGACUAUUCACUAUCUAUCAGUCUGUUCAUUAUCUAUCUAUCUAUUAUAUCUAUCUAUCGAUCUAUCUCUUUUAGUCUGUACAUCUAUCUUUCUCAGUCUAUUCAUGUCUGUCUGCCUAUCUAUCUAUCUAUCUCUUUCUACUGUUCUCAUUAUCUAUCUAUCUAUCUAUCUAUCUAUCUAUCUAUCUAUCUAUCUAUCUAUCUAUUUCUUUCAGUCUGUUAA